Paramecium pentaurelia is the source of this 988-nucleotide messenger RNA. Lineage: Eukaryota; Ciliophora; Oligohymenophorea; Peniculida; Parameciidae. The record is from the annotation of a GenBank genome assembly.
AUGUUAAAUAAUAUUUUGUUGUAAAACAGAGAAAAAGAAGAGAACUAAACUUAAAGAAAUUCAGAGUCUUCCAAUUCCCAGAAUUCAACUUCAAUUUAGACAACUAAUUUAUAAUAGACUUCAAGUCUUAAUUUAAUUAAUUAAGAUGCUGGCCCUCGUCAUACUUUUUCUCAGUUAGAUUAAAUUUAUUAACCCUUGUUACAACAUAAUUAAUAAUUAUCUAGUCUGAAUGAUUUACAAAAAUAGAGAUUUCUUAUUUAAAUAACAGGUGUUUGGAUGUUUUAGGAGGCUAUAUAAAUAAUUAUGUCUGUCAUAACUAUUUUAGAUUUUAACUAUGAUAAUUUGUUUUAUAAUUUUGACUAGGAAAAAUAUAGAGCACCAUUAUAUUUAUUUUUUCUGAUAUCUACUUCAUAAUUAUUGUUAAUCAGAUUCUAUAAACCAUUUAGAUGUGUACAUAUUAAAUAUAAUAAAAAAGAAACACUAUGCUUUUUUCAUAUUCUUGAUUUUCACAAUAUCAUAUGCUUUAUGGAUUAGUGGUCUCAUAACUGCAGAUCAUUCAGAUAUUUGGAAUAUAGAAAACUCUGUCUAGAUCGGUUUUGCCAUUUUUAUAGGUAUUAUAUGUAAUUUUUUGACUUUAAUUACUAUCUAAUUUCAUUUUUCCUUAACCGAUAAACAGAUAACAUUUUUGAGUAAUAUAAUAUAAUAUUCUUAGGAACAAUUAAAUAUGUUGUUAUUCCACCAUUUAUUUAUGCAUUUAUAUUUUAAAUAUUCAAUCCUUUUGAUUAUACUGCAGUACUCAUUUUAUGGAUGUCUACAGAAUUAUGGGCAUUAACAUUUGGAGGUUUAUAUUUGUACAGUAUAUUAUAAAUAAUAAAUGGUAAAGUAAAUAAAUAUCAAUUAUUUUUAGUUUAAUCUAAAUUAAGAUUAAACAAUCUCUGCAGCACUAUUGGCAUUUAUCAAUAUGUUUUUUCCAUUUGGACAUUUUUGA